Molecule: messenger RNA, 1810 nt
Organism: Amphiprion ocellaris (clown anemonefish)
Lineage: Eukaryota; Metazoa; Chordata; Actinopteri; Pomacentridae
Product: C-X-C chemokine receptor type 5
Exons: 2
Coding region: 481-1590 (369 amino acids)
Biological process (GO): immune response; G protein-coupled receptor signaling pathway
Cellular component (GO): membrane
Molecular function (GO): G protein-coupled receptor activity
Source: RefSeq, a predicted model, not a curated record
UUAAAUAACCUCCAUAUGAAUGUUCCAUGUCGGUUUAUACAUAAAAUUAACAAUAAUAAAGCAUUUCCCGACAUGCUGGGUUUUGUUUAAAGGCCUAUCAGUGGCAUUUUCCCACCAAAAUUUGUCUGGAGAACCAAUAACAGAUUAGAUUUACAGUACUGGCCACUGCAACUCAAAUAUGCAAUUAAUUAAAUAUGACAAUCACAACAGAACUGAUGGCAGUGAAUGUUGCAGGAUGUCUGGAUGUUGCAUUCACAAAAAGUGUUGCCAAAAACGCCGAAAUAGAUCUGAUAAGCUCGGUAUAAUUGUCUGUAAUGAUAGGGUGGCGCGUCUUGGACUUGCAUUACUGCGCUUGCAUGUUAAUUAUAGAAAGCCAAGCAAAAAGCUGUGAUCGUGUUUUGGCAUUCGUUCUUCCAGCCCCAACACUAAAAGGAAGUACACACAUUUCCCUGCAGCAGUGCGAGACAUACAUUCAAGUGCAUGCGAGUUACCCAUAUGGCUUUAACAAAGACUUACACAGCAUUUGAGGAUUACACCCAAGAUGUUUUUAACUGGACUGACUACCCUGAUGAGUACGACACCAUCUGUGCUGAGGAGCAGCUCAGCCUGCAGGGCUUCUACGUCGUGUUCCCGGCUGUCCUCUACAGUGUGAUCUUCCUGCUGGGCGUGACGGGGAACGGCCUGAUGAUAACAGUCCUCCUGACUCGCUGGCGUCAGCUGCGCAUCACAGAGAUCUACCUGCUGCACCUCGCCCUCGCUGACCUCAUGCUCCUGAUUACGCUGCCUUUUGAAGUAGUCCAGAGCAUCACCGGUUGGGUAUUCGGGGAGUUUCUCUGCAUGCUCUGGGGUGUGUUCAUGCAUCUGAGCAUCCUCUGUGGGAGUAUCCUUCUAGCUUGCAUUGGAUUUGAUCGGUAUUUGGCCAUUGUUCACGCAAUCCCUAGUAUGCAAAGUCGGCGUCCCAGAGUUGUGCACCUGACAUGCAUUGUGCUUUGGCUUCUCUGUUUGGGUUUGUCAGCACCGAAUGCUGCGUUUCUCUCUGUGGCACGAGAAGACAUGAACUCCUCUCGGCUCUCCUGCUACUAUUAUCGUUACGGUAUAAACGCACAUAACUGGGUUGUGACCAACAGAUUUCUACAUCACGUGUGCUUUUUUGUACCUCUGGCUGCCAUGAGCUACUGCUACACAGCCCUCAUAAUCACUUUGUGCAAGAGUCAGAAAAGCCAAGCCAAGAAAGGAGCCAUUCGACUGGCUCUACUCGUCACGAUUGUGUUUUGCGUCUGUUGGCUACCAUAUAACAUCACCUCACUGGUGCAAACCUUGGUAGACUUUGAGGUUCUUACGUUUAGCAGCUGUGACUUUUUCACCUCACUGCCACCGGCCCUUUUUGUGACACAAUGUCUGGGUAUGUCACACUGCUGUCUGAACCCUUUCUUGUACGCUUUUGUUGGGGUUCGGUUUCGCAACGAGCUGAUACAUUUGCUUUGCAAACUGGGCUGCAGCCGCAUUUGUCUGCCUUUCAUCAGAGCUCAGGGUCACAGCCGACCGUCUGUUUCUGACGGCGUGACGACCAACAGCACCGUCCUCAACUGACAAACUCUGUUCUGCGGUUUUCUACUUGUAUUGAUGUAAAAAGCUCUAAUUUUUAUCAAGCGUUCUGUUAAUAUAGUACCCAUUGCUUCUUUGUCUGCAUUUAAAAUGUUUUAUUCACCCAGUCAAGAGAAAAAAAAUUUUAUCGUUUCACCAAAGUCUGUUUUUUUGCUUGUAUUGUAGCUACUGCUGACUGAACUCAAUAAAGAUUUCAUAUAUUAUA